Molecule: messenger RNA, 1506 nt
Organism: Euleptes europaea (tarantolino)
Lineage: Eukaryota; Metazoa; Chordata; Lepidosauria; Squamata; Sphaerodactylidae
Gene: TRIM62
Product: tripartite motif containing 62
Exons: 5
Coding region: 1-1503 (500 amino acids)
Biological process (GO): positive regulation of canonical NF-kappaB signal transduction; innate immune response
Molecular function (GO): zinc ion binding; protein binding
Source: RefSeq, a predicted model, not a curated record
AUGGCGUCGUCGGGGGGGGCCCCCUCGGUGCCGCCGCCGCCGCCGUCGUGCAGCCUGAAGGACGAGCUGGUGUGCCCCAUCUGCCUGAGCCUGUACGCCGACCCGGUGAGCUUCGGCUGCGAGCACUACUUCUGCCGCCGCUGCAUCACGGAGCACUGGAGCCGGCAGCAGCAGGAGGCGUCGGGGCCGGGGGGGUCCGGGGGGUGGCGCGACUGCCCCGAGUGCCGCCGCCGCUUCGCGCAGCCCUGCCUGGCGCCCAGCCUGAAGCUGGCCAACAUCGUGGAGCGCUACGCCGCCUUCCCGCUGGACGCCAUCCUGGGGGGCGCGCGGCGGCCGGCCGGCCUCGCCUGCGCCAAGGAGCACGCCAAGGUCAAGCUCUUCUGCCUCGCCGACCGCGCCGUCGUCUGCUUCUUCUGCGACCAGCCCGCCCGGCACGAGCAGCACCCCGUCACCAGCCUCGACGACGCCUUCGACGAGCUGCAGCGGGAGCUGAAGGAGCAGCUGCAGGCCCUGCAGGAGAGCGAGCGCGGCCACGCCGAGGCCCUGGCCCUCCUCAAGCGCCAGCUGGCCGAGACCAAGUCCUCUGCCAAGAGCCUGCGAGCCACCAUCGGGGAGGCCUUUGAGCGGCUGCACCGGCUGCUGCGGGAGCGUCAGAAGGCCAUGCUGGAGGAGCUGGAGGCCGACACGGCCAGGACCCUGACGGACAUUGAGCAGAAGAUCCAGCGCUACAGCCAGCAGCUGCGCAAAGUGCAGGAGGGCAGCCAGAUCCUGCAGGAGAGGCUGGCGGAGGCGGACAAGCACGCCUUCCUGGAGGGUAUCGGCUCCCUUUCCGAGAGGCUGAAGGGCAAGAUCCACGAGACGAACCUCACGUACGAGGACUUCCCCACCUCCAAGUACAUGGGACCCCUGCAGUACACCAUCUGGAAGUCUCUUUUCCAGGAUAUCCACCCAGUGCCAGCCGCCCUCACCUUGGACCCUUUGACCGCUCACCAGCGCCUCAUCCUGUCCGACGACUGCACCAUUGUGGCCUACGGCAACCUGCACCCGCAGCCCCUGCAGGACUCUCCCAAGCGUUUCGAUGUGGAGGUGUCGGUGCUGGGCUCGGAGGCCUUUGGCAGCGGCGUGCACUACUGGGAGGUGGUGGUCUCCGAGAAGACCCAGUGGAUGAUCGGCCUGGCCCACGAGGUCGUCACCCGCAAGGGCAGCAUUCAGAUCCAGCCCAGCCGCGGCUUCUACUGCAUCGUCAUGCACGACGGUAACCAGUACAGUGCCUGCACAGAGCCCUGGACGCGGCUGAACGUCAAGAGUAAGCUGGAGAAGGUGGGCGUCUUCCUGGACUUUGACAAGGGGCUGCUGAUCUUCUACAAUGCAGACGACAUGUCGUGGCUCUACACCUUUCGGGAGAGGUUUCCUGGCAAGCUCUGCUCUUACUUCAGCCCUGGGCAGAGCCACGCAAACGGCAAGAAUGUGCAGCCGCUCCGGAUCAACACCGUCCGCAUCUAAGGG